Molecule: messenger RNA, 5408 nt
Organism: Echinops telfairi (small Madagascar hedgehog)
Lineage: Eukaryota; Metazoa; Chordata; Mammalia; Afrosoricida; Tenrecidae
Gene: PIK3C2G
Product: phosphatidylinositol-4-phosphate 3-kinase catalytic subunit type 2 gamma
Exons: 33
Coding region: 185-4642 (1485 amino acids)
Biological process (GO): cell migration; phosphatidylinositol-3-phosphate biosynthetic process; phosphatidylinositol-mediated signaling
Cellular component (GO): phosphatidylinositol 3-kinase complex; plasma membrane; cytoplasm
Molecular function (GO): 1-phosphatidylinositol-3-kinase activity; 1-phosphatidylinositol-4-phosphate 3-kinase activity; phosphatidylinositol binding
Source: RefSeq, a predicted model, not a curated record
CCCGGAAACCUGUCUGCCUGGAUGAUCCUGGUAGUAUCUGAAAUAUUGAUGGCUUGGCUUCCCCCAUCACCACAGCACACAGCAGUACAAUAAACGGAUAGAAAAAAAUUGUUCUCCUCUUCUAUAAUAUCAUCGGGGAAAUAAUUGAAGCAAACUCAAUCUUUCCAGUUAUAUCAACUAAAGAAUGGCACAUCAUUGGCUAAGAGAUCAAAAUCCUGAUGAAUCACAAGAGGAGCAGAAUGUGCACCAGCACUUUCCCUCUGUAAACCAACCCCUUUUUCCAAGCCACAUCAGUCUGGGUUUUGAUGCAGUGAUAGAUGGGCUCAGGAGUAACAUUCCACAAUACCAGAGCAAGGUUAAAGAAAACACAUUUGUUGUGCCCAGUUCGCCAAACUGGGACUCAAAAAGACAUUCGUUAGAUGACACAUACCAAAUGUCUUUGAAUAACGUUACCUCAACAAGUUCUCAGCUAUCCAUGAAGCCAGAUAGACAAGCACCAAUCAUUGGUUUUAAGCCUUCUGUGCUCCCCAAACCUGGAAAUGUGAUUGCAGAAGGCUCCCCGGGAAACUCCGCAAGAAAAGGUGAUGGUGCUGAGGAGUACAGAUUCCAUAGUGUAGCUCCAUCAUUCACUAGUUUGGAUACAAAGAAUGUAUGGAGAGAUUUAGAAACUGAAAAUCAUUCCUAUGAUUUAGGGCUCAAAAAUAGCCCUUUCCCUAUGUAUCCAUCUUUCGCAACUGAAUAUAUGAAAAAAGAAAAGUUUGAAAGUAUUGGAAAUAUAACCCUAGCAGAACCUUCUCUGGAGCUCUCUAAAAAUUAUUUGCUACCCAGGCCUUCGGAAAAUGCAUUGCCAAUGAAAAUCGAGCCAAUAGGUUGUUAUAUUCAGCUUAUCGAAGUACCUCAAGGAAGUAAUAUGAACUUGGCCUCCUUUUGUGACAAAGUAAAAAAAAUUAAGGGAGCAUAUCCUGCAGCUGAUACCGACUCUAACUCUGGGAAGGUCUGGAGCAUUGUAACCGCAUUCCCAUAUGAGCUCUUCUCUAAGACAAGAUUUAAUAUCAACAUCAUUACUAACUACUCAGCACACCUACUUCAUCUUAUGCCAUAUGCUAAUUAUCUCGUCAGAGAUUUAAUUGCAGAAAUUCUACAUUUUUAUAGAAACGACAAGUUGUACCCUAAUGAUUAUCUUCUAAAUAUAUGUGGCACCGAAGAAUUUUUACAAAAUGAUUGCUGUCUGGGGAGCCACAAAAUAUUUCAGAAAGAUAAAACUGUUAUUCACCUUCAGCUGCAGAAAAAUAGGGAAGUUCCAACACAGUUAUCUAGAAAGCAUGAAGAUGACCACAGUCAGUUUUAUCUGAAACAACUACUGCAAUAUAUGCACAUCUGGAAAAUAUCCAGACAGUGCCUCUCAACAGUCAUGAAACAAUACGACUUCCAUCUGCAGUGCCUAUUGGAAACUCAGCAAAAUGUGGAUAACAUUGUUGAAGAAGUUAAAAAUAUAUGCAGUGUUCUUGGCUGUGUGGAAACCAAAGAAAUUACAGAUGCAGUAAAUCAGCUGAACCUAACUCUGCAGAGAAAAGCCGAGGAUUUACAUCAAAACUCAGAGACUUCAACAAAAGGCGUGGUAGAGAAUGUCACAGCAGAGCUAUCCUCAUCCGUCUACCACCUAAUUCAUCUGUACUGUAGCAGUUUUUACACAGAUUUUCAACCUGUACAUGUACCUGGAAGCAUUUCCUGUAUAUAUCCUGGCUUGGAUUCCUAUUUUAAUUUCACAGUGUAUGCAGCUCACAACAUUCCAGAGACUUGGGUACACAACUACAAAGCGUUUUCUUUCUCCUGUUGUCUUACAUACGCUGGAAAGAAGCUGUGUCAAGUGAGAAACCACAGACAUAUUCCAGCCAAAAAGUUAUUUUUUUUCUUAGUCAACUGGAAUGAAACGAUUAAUUUUCCGCUUGAAAUAAAAUCACUUCCAAGGGAAUCAAUGCUCACUGUAAAAUUAUUUGGGAUUGGCUCUGUCACCAACCAUACAGAUUUGUUGGCCUGGACUUGCCUUCCAUUGUUUCCAAAAGAAAAGUCCAUUCACGGGUCUACACUCUUCAGCAUGACCUUGAAGAGCGAGCCUCCCAUAGAAAUGGUAGCUCCAGGAGUGUGGGAUAUAAGUCAGCUAUCACCAGUGACCCUACAGAUUGAUUUCCCAGCAACCAGAUUGGAGGACAUGGAACUGGAUCCUGAAGAGAGCAGAAGCAAUCUUAGAGAACUACAAAAAGAGUACUUAACACAUAUUUCCAGACUUUCACAGAAGCAGUCUCCCUUACUACUCUCUGAGGAAAAGAGACGAUACUUAUGGUUUUAUCGCCUUUACUGCAAUAAAGAGAACUGCUCCCUUCCUUUGGUCCUGGGCAGUGCCCCUGGAUGGGAUGAAAGGACCGUUUCAGACAUGCAUGCCAUUUUGAGAGCAUGGGAAUUUUCACAUCCUUUGGAGGCACUUGGGCUUUUGACUUUCAGUUUUCCAGAUCAAGAAAUUCGUAAGGCAGCAGUUCAACAAUUAGACAGCCUCUUGAAUGAUGAACUCCUGGAAUAUCUCCCACAACUAGUACAGGCUAUCAAGUUUGAAUGGAACCUUGAAAGUCCCUUGGUCCAGCUCCUACUACACCGCUCAUUACAAAGCAUCCAGAUUGCUCAUCGUCUCUACUGGCUGCUAAAGGAUGCACAGAACGAAGCUUAUUUUAAAAGCUGGUACCAGAAGCUUCUGGCUGCUCUCCAGUUCUGUGUAGGAAAAGCCUUAAGUGAUGAGUUUUCCAAGGAGAAGAAACUUCUCAAAAUUUUGGGAGCUAUUGGGGAAAAAGUCAAGUCUGCCAGUGACCCUCAAAGACAGGAGGUACUGAAGAAAGAAAUGGACAGACUUGAGGAAUUCUUUCAGGAUAUAAAUACCGGCAUCUGUCAUCUGCCCCUGAACCCUGCCCUUUGCAUAAAAGGAAUUGAUCGUGAUGCUUGUUCGUAUUUUACAUCUAAUACAUGGCCACUGAAGAUCACAUUCACCAAUGCUAAUCCAAUGGGCAAGAAAAUCAGCAUUAUUUUUAAGGAAGGAGAUGAUCUUCGCCAAGAUAUGCUUGUUCUGCAGAUUAUUCAAGUGAUGGACAACAUUUGGCUGCAGGAGGGCCUGGAUAUGCAAAUGAUCGUUUAUAGAUGUCUUUCCACAGGGAAAGGACAAGGAUUGGUCCAAAUGGUGCCAGAUGCUGUCACCCUGGGAAAGAUCCAUCGCAAUUCUGGAUUGAUAGGACCACUGAAAGAAAAUACCAUCAAAAAGUGGUUCAGUCAGAACCACCCUGUACGAGCAGAUUAUGAAAAGGCCUUGAAGAACUUUUUCUAUUCCUGUGCGGGCUGGUGUGUGGUGACAUUCAUCCUGGGAGUGUGUGAUCGUCACAAUGACAACAUUAUGCUGACAAAGUCAGGCCACAUGUUUCAUAUUGACUUUGGAAAAUUCUUAGGUCAUGCACAAACAUUUGGAGGGAUAAAAAGGGACCGGGCCCCUUUUAUUUUCACUUCGGAAAUGGAAUAUUUUAUUACCGGAGGUGGGAAAAAUCCACAGCAUUUCCAAGAUUUUGUGGAGCUUUGCUGUCGAGCUUAUAAUAUUGUCAGAAGGCAUAGCAGACUGCUCUUGAACUUGCUAGAAAUGAUGUUAUAUGCAGGAUUGCCUGAGCUAAACGGAAUCCAAGACCUAAAAUAUGUGUAUGAUAACCUUCGCCCACAAGACACAGACCUCGAAGCAACCAGUUAUUUUACCAAGAAAAUAAAGGAAAGUCUGGAGUGUUUCCCCGUCAAAUUGAAUAAUUUGAUCCACACACUGGCACAAAUGUCAGCCAUAAGCCCUUCCAAAUCUACCUCACAGGAUUUCACUCUGCCGAGAGCAGCGAGGUCAAUUCAGAAAGCUGCAAUUUUAGGGUUCAGCCAGAAACACAGGCACCUGUAUCUAAUCCAGGUAACACACCAUGGCAACCAAACCAGCCUGACAGAAAAAUCGUUUGAACAGUUUUCGAAGUUUCACAACCAACUUCAGAAGCAGUUUGCAUCGUUGACUCUCCCAGAGUUUCCUCAUUGGUGGCAUUUACCUUUUACAAAUUCAGACCACAAAAGAUUCGGAGAUCUAAAUCAUUACAUGCAUCAGAUAUUAAAUGGAUGGGAUGAAGUUGCAAACAGUGACUGUGUGCUUAGUUUUUUCCUCGAUGAACCGGUGCAGCAACCCACGGAAGUGUCUUCGCUUGUCAAUAUAGGUUUUGGGAAGUUUGCUGAUGAGAAGCCUAUGGUGCAAUUAGUCAUAUCGUAUGAGGAUACAAAGCUGACAAUACUAGUGAAACAUCUGAAAAACAUUCAUCUCCCAGAUGGCUCUGCGCCCAGUGCACAUGUUGAAUUUUAUCUUUUACCAUAUCCCAGGGGAGUCCGUAAGAGGAAAACAAAAUCUGUUCCAAAAUGCACCGACCCUACUUACAAUGAAAUUGUGGUAUACAAUGAAGUCUCAGAGCUUCAAGGUCAUGUCUUAAUGCUUAUUGUUAAAAGCAAAACCACAUUUGUAGGAGCAAUCAACCUCCAGCUCGGCAGCAUCCCUCUUGAUGAAGAAAAGUGGUAUCCACUAGGAAACAGUAUCAUUUGACCAUCACUAUAAAUAUAUGCAAUGAUUCAUUAAGAACUUGGGGGGGAGUUGUUGUUUGUUUGUUUUUAAGAUCCAAAUCUUUCUAGCACUUGAACAAGACAUUUUUUCUGCCUAAGAUAAGGUAUAGACACACAAAAAAAUGAAUCUAAAUCAAUCUUUCUUGUUAUCUAUACUUUAUCUGUUUGUUCAGUGGUUUCUUAAAAUAUUUUCUUCUUUAAUGGAGCAACAAUUAAUUCAGUGAUAUCCCAUAUAUGAAUCAUAAAAAAUAUGUGAUUUUAAUAUAUCUUUUAAGUCAACCAUGUAUUCACUAAUAUAUCUUUUAAGUCAACCAUGUAUUCACAUUUGAUUUUAACUCUGUGUGCAUGGUCGACUGCAUUAAUCAUAUGGUUCUUCUAACCAUAGUCUUUCAACUCCCACCAACUGACUGGGUGGACCAUACAAACAUGGUACCUAAGGGCCUUGGACAGUUUUCCCAUCCCACUAGGUAUAAAAUGAGCAAUCCGAGAAACAAGAAGAAGAAAUCUCAUGACUAUCAAGAAAGAAGAGCCAGGAGGAAUGCCUCUUUUGUGCCCAGGGAUCCCUGCAGAGAGAAACUGUGAUGGCAGUGGCAGUGGCAGUGAGAGUUCAGGUUCUAACAGUGGGCUCACAGCAUGAGUCCAACUGAAUGCCUUCAGGCAACAGGCUGGCUUACAGAAUCUGUGUCCUUCACAUUUCUGAUGCUGAGUUGUAGCCUGUUAAUUUCUCUAAUAAACUCCAUAAUUAUGAA